AAAAAAAAUUGUUCGCCUAGCCUUUUUAACAGGUAACCUUCAAGUUAAAGGUUAUAAGUUGGUGAUGUGGCAAUGACUUGGCUGCGACGUGUCAUGUUUUGUAGAUGUGGCAUCCAUUAACUAUUUACUGUAAUAACAACUUCGAAAUCAACUCUAAUUUCUGCGUAUUUCAAAUCAAAUCCCUAUCAAAGUUUGAAGAAACCUAAAUCCCAAAUCCCUAUCGCGACUUGAAGAAUCUCAUUCCCAAAUCCAUAAUCUCAAACCCAUCCCUAAUCUCUAGCUUAAGCCCUAAGCCCUAAUCUGUAAUUGUAGUUCGAAACCCUAAAUCCCUAAACCGAAAAGACUGGAAAGAAGACUGGAAAGAAGGCUCAAACCUCAAACCGAGUAAGGAUGACUAAUAGGGUGGAUUUAAUAAUUCAUCAUGGUGGUAAUUUUGUCAAAUCCCCUGCGUUAAAAUAUUUGAAUGGUGAAACAGAGGUACUGGAUGUGGACCCUGACUUAAUAUGUUAUCCCCACUUAAUGAAAUAUAUAUCAGCCCAAAGAUAUGGGAAAAUAGUUUCACUUACCUAUAAGUUGACCUCUGAACCCUUUACAGCUUUAAAACUCUUACAUAAUGAUGCUAGUAGUCUACAUUUAGCUAAGAUUGCUCGUGAAAAUCAAAAGUGUGAGAUAUAUGUUGAGCAUGGGGUAGAUGAGCCUGAGGUGGUUGGUUUAUGUUUGCCUGGGCCUAAGGAUGAUGGGAAUGAAGCUGGAUUAGUGGGUGAGGAAGAGGUGGCAGAAGCUGAUAUAUUGGGUGAGAGAUUAGGGGUAGAAGAUGAAGUAUUGGGUGAGGAAGGGGGGGCAGAAACUUCAGAAGAUGAGCAUGGUGGCAGUGAGGGUGAGGAAGAAGGGAGUGAAGUAGAUGCUGAUUAUAGUGGCAGUGAGCAUAUAAGUAGUGACAGUGAAGGUGAGGAGACUACAAAUAGGACUAAGAGGAAAAGGAAAAUAGGAGUACAAGCUGAACCUAUACCACAAUCUGUGCCCACAUCUGAAAAUCCUUUAGUAGAUGAGGCAGAUUCUGUACGUGUACUAUGA
This is a messenger RNA of Ipomoea nil (Japanese morning glory), 1074 nucleotides long. RefSeq lists its product as uncharacterized. The record is from RefSeq and is a predicted model, not a curated record. The transcript has 2 exons. Lineage: Eukaryota; Viridiplantae; Streptophyta; Magnoliopsida; Solanales; Convolvulaceae. The coding region runs from base 391 to 1074 and encodes 227 amino acids.